Molecule: messenger RNA, 963 nt
Organism: Clonostachys rhizophaga
Lineage: Eukaryota; Fungi; Ascomycota; Sordariomycetes; Hypocreales; Bionectriaceae
Source: the annotation of a GenBank genome assembly
AUGGCUAUGUUAAUCGACUUGCCUGCUGAGAUUCUCCAUCACGUUUGCAAGCAACUUUCAGGUUCGACUGAUGUAUGCAAUUUCCGCCUUGUUUGCCGUGCGUUUGGCGACAUCGGUCUGUUCAGUUUAGCCCCGACCAUUUCGUUUACACUUUCAAGACGAGGCCUUGCCCGACUGCGCGAUAUUUGCUCACACCCAGUUCUGAGGCACUAUGUAUAUAGCAUCGUCUUUUUGACAGAGGUGUUGAGGCCAUACAGCGAUUUUGAGUCGUGGAGACAAAAAUCAGAUUGGGGCACUGACUUGGAUUUUGACGAAAACGAAGGUGACCUCGACGAUGGGCGAGAGGUUUUCGAUGCAACGAUUUUCGAUCGAUGGUCGGUUUACGAAUCAUUACUUGCAAGCCAGGAGCAAGUCUUCAGCGGCUUGCAGUCCCCGCGAAUAAGAACGCUGUUUCAGUCCUUGCCCAAUCUUACGCAUUUGAGGUUUAAAUGUUCUGACACUCCAAAUGGCCUGAUUCACGACACUGAACCGAAAGUUGUCAAGGAGCAAGAUGUGGUCGGGUGGCGGGGUAACCCAGAUUAUCCUUUUCCUGGUAGAUCUCCGUGUAUUGGCCUUGCCGGGACUAAGCCGCUGAGGUUACUAUCGCACGCCCUGCAACCACAACUCACGAGCCUUGAGGUCGACAGAUUGGACCUUGACUUUUUCUAUGGCGAAGAGUCCGAAUUAGACGCCAUCUGCCAACUCCAGAAUAUUCGACUUGGAUUGAUAUAUACUGACCCCGAAACUGGGUGGUUUGUGGACAAGCCCAGCGUGGUCAAGGCCAAGCUGACCUUGUCCAAAAGCCGAUUCAAGGCAUUCUUCGGGCUAUACGUGGCCCGGGCUCGAAAAGCUACAGUUAUCGAGUAUUCAGAUCACCUCGACACACUUCUUAGCUCUCCUAUAUUCUCACAAACGGACCCUUAA